Messenger RNA from Solanum stenotomum, 552 nucleotides. RefSeq lists its product as uncharacterized. The transcript has 2 exons. The record is from RefSeq and is a predicted model, not a curated record. NCBI's taxonomy places the organism in Eukaryota, Viridiplantae, Streptophyta, Magnoliopsida, Solanales, Solanaceae. The coding region runs from base 1 to 552 and encodes 183 amino acids.
AUGACUCCUAUUCAGCGAUCUAUUGAAUUCGCAACAAAAUUUCCUGAUAUUAUUACAGAUAAGACGCAAUUGCAGCGAUUUCUGGGAAGUUUAAAUUAUAUUUCCCCAUUCUACAAAAAUUUGUCUCGAGAUUUAGCUCCGUUAUACGACAGGCUAAAAAAAGAUCAUAAGAAGCCUUGGACUAAUAGUCUCACAGAUCUUGUAAAGACUAUUAAAGAAAGAGUUCAAUCUUUGCCUUGUUUAACCUUUGCUAAUUCUGCUUGGCCAAAGAUCGUUGAGACAGAUGCGUCCAAUAUGGGUUAUGGUGGAAUAUUAAAACAGAUUAACCCGCAUGAUAAAAAUGAAUACCUUAUUCGGUUUCAUUCAGGAAAAUGGAGUGAUGCUCAGAAAAAAUAUGCAACGGCAGUUCCUCUUAAUAGAGAUUUACAUGAACGUAUUUUAAGGAGAAUUAUAGACGGAAUGGUGAUGGAUAUCGUCGCUAAUUACAUGAUUGAACAAGAACUUUAUGAAAGAUUUUAUUGUUCUGAAGUUUAUGACCUUUUAGAUGAUUAA